This is a messenger RNA of Penicillium samsonianum, 915 nucleotides long. RefSeq names its product 18S rRNA methyltransferase BUD23. The record is from RefSeq and is a predicted model, not a curated record. The transcript has 2 exons. Lineage: Eukaryota; Fungi; Ascomycota; Eurotiomycetes; Eurotiales; Aspergillaceae. Bases 17 to 856 code for a protein of 279 amino acids. Gene Ontology annotation, cellular component: nucleolus. Gene Ontology annotation, molecular function: rRNA (guanine) methyltransferase activity. Gene Ontology annotation, biological process: rRNA (guanine-N7)-methylation.
UUCAAUACCACACACCAUGUCACGCCCUGAAGAUAUCCUCCCUCCGGACCUGUUCUACAACGACAAUGAAUCGCGAAAGUAUACAAAGUCCUCGCGAAUCCGCAACAUCCAAGCCAGCAUGACCAGUCGCGCACUGGAACUCCUCGACCUAAAAUCCCCCUCCUUCAUCCUCGACCUCGGCUGCGGCUCCGGACUCUCGGGCGAAAUGCUGUCCGAAGUGUCACCCGAAGAAGGCGGCCCGCACACCUGGAUCGGGAUGGAUAUUUCACCUAGCAUGCUGGACGUGGCUUUACAACGCGAAGUAGAAGGCGAUCUAUUCCUUGCCGACAUAGGCCAGGGCGUACCCUUCCGACCGGGCACAUUCGACGCCGCAAUCAGCAUCAGUGCAAUCCAAUGGCUGUGCAAUGCGGAAUCGAGCGACGUCAGUCCUGAAGGUCGUCUGCGACGCUUCUUCGAAGGUCUGUAUGCCAGUCUUCGUCGGGGUGGACGUGCGGUGUGUCAGUUCUACCCGAAAAACGAUGUCCAGCGGAGUAUGAUCAGUGGAGCUGCUAUCAAAGCGGGCUUUGGUGCGGGUAUCCUUGAAGAUGACCCCGGGACUAAGAGCAGCAAGUUGUAUCUGGUUCUGACUGUUGGUGGUGGUGGUCUGCCUGGUGAUAUUACUGGUGUUGUGAAUGGCAUGGAUGAUGUUAAUGUCUUGGAUGCGAGACGCAAGGCUACGGAGAUCAAUAAUGCUCGUGCGCCGAGGAAGGGCGAUAAGGCUUGGAUUAUGAACAAAAAGGAGCAGAUGGCGAAGAAGGGCAAGGUCGUUAAGGCGAGCUCGAAAUACACUGGCCGCAAACGACGAAUCGCUUUCUGAUUGAACUGCUUUUGUUUACGGGCACCGCCGGGCGUCUUUGGUGGAUUCGAUAAAAGAGA